This is a messenger RNA of Symbiodinium sp. CCMP2592, 501 nucleotides long. The record is from the annotation of a GenBank genome assembly. NCBI's taxonomy places the organism in Eukaryota, Dinophyceae, Suessiales, Symbiodiniaceae.
AUGCAGGACUAUGCGAAGCUCCUUCCGCCUGAAGCGAAGGUGGGCUUCACCAGGUAUCCUCUGGAGUUCGGCUACUUCCCCUGCAAGAACGACAUCGCUACCGCCGCACGGCUGGCCGCGGACGGCACUCCGCCCCACGGUGCGGCCUCGGCGGAAAAUGCAGUUUAUCAUGCCAAUUGUGUGCAAUUGCGGCUGCUCGGUGCCAGCGUGGCGCCCGCUCGAGAGCGCCACUGGCGCGGAGGGCCUCAGCUAAUGGGCCCGGCCGUGGUCCUUUGGCCCGACUUUGCCCCUUCCCUCGCGGAGCUGCGGAAGAAGCUGCCAGCUCCGGACCGCCGCAUCUGUAUGGAUGUCAGGGAAUUGUACACCUUCAUUCGUGAGCACGCAUGGAAUUUGACGUGUAUGGAUCCGGAUCCCGAGUACAUUUCGGAGAGCUGGAGCCGUUUUUUCCCCAAGCAGCUGCAGAGCGAGAGGAUUGUGAUAUUGAGAUCACUGUGCCAAUGA